Molecule: messenger RNA, 492 nt
Organism: Cooperia oncophora
Lineage: Eukaryota; Metazoa; Nematoda; Chromadorea; Rhabditida; Trichostrongylidae
Source: the annotation of a GenBank genome assembly
AUGCGGUACAUGGCAAUGAGAAUGGAGGUGGAAGCCAAGAUUCGAGCUUCAUCAUCUCCCAUCACGGAAUGCGACUUAAGCCGAGCUCUUGCCCACUCCCGUUUGGCGGUUCAGUUUGCAACAAAAGGUAAACAGACUGAGUUAUCGCUUUCCGAUGUUGGUGGAAUGGAAUUGGAAAAGCGCACACUUAUCGAAGUGCUUAUGUGGCCUAUGAAGACACAGGAAGUCACACAAAGAAAACGCUACAAACCCGAAAAAAGAUCAAUCAGUAGCAAAAGACAAUUAGAGACUGUGGCAAGGUGCGUUAAGCAUACAAAGGUGUUUGAUGCCUACGGGAUUCAUCUCGGAAAUGCGGUUCUGUUGCAUGGGCCAAGUGGGUGUGGAAAAACGCAUUUGGCCAAAGCAAUCGUAACUCAUUUUGGACUCAAAUCCAUUUUUAUCAAGUUACUGAACAAAGUUGCCAAUGAUGGCAAGACUUUCGACUCAACCUAA